UUUGAGGACGUCGCUGUGACCUCGGAAGUGAUCCUGAGAGGUCAGGACAGCAAGAUGGCGGCGCGGACAGUGUUCGGAGCUGUGUGCCGGCGCCUCUUGCAGGGCUUGGGCAAUUUUUCAGUAGACAGUUUUAAGAGCAGUACAGCCAAAAAUGGUGGCUUUCUUCUCAGUACCAAUAUGAAGUGGGUACAGUUUUCAAAUCUACAUGUUGAUACUCCUAAGGAUUUGACCAAACCUACGAUAACCAUUUCUGAUGAACCAGACACAUUAUAUAAGCGCCUGUCAGUUUUAGUAAAAGGCCAUGAUAAGGCUGUAUUGGACAGUUAUGAAUAUUUUGCCGUGCUUGCUGCUAAAGAACUUGGUAUCUCUGUUAAAGUACAUGAACCUCCAAGAAAAAUAGAGCGAUUUACUCUUCUCAAAUCAGUGCACAUUUUCAAGAAGCACAGAGUUCAGUAUGAAAUGAGAACACUUUACAGAUGUUUAGAGUUAGAACAUCUAACUGGAAGUACAGCAGAUGUCUACUUGGAAUAUAUUCAGCGAAACUUACCUGAAGGGGUUGCCAUGGAAGUAACUAAGACACAACUAGAACAGUUACCAGAACACAUCAAGGAGCCAAUCUGGGAAACAGUACCCAACGAAAAAGAAGAAAUCAAGUCACAAAGCCUCAGGGAGGCUACUAGUGCCUGAAUUGGAAAUGGGGAUGGGCCAGAUGUGUGUGUUUAAGUGGAGAGUGCUUCCAGCUGAGAUGGUUUUGAGUCUACCUAAUUGUUGUGUUGAGGCCUCAUGCCUGGUCAGCUGAGAGCAGGGAAUGGAGCCUUAAUGACAGGCUGGACUAUAAUGAAAGAAACACUUUGUCCUUUUAUACAUGUCAUUAUUUCAGUUCUGAUUUUUAGAAGCAUGAACAAACCAUAAGCCCACUAUGAGCCAAAAGAGUCAAAUUUAUAUUUUGUUAGGCUGCUGCUGUUCAAUUACUAGUUUGUACCGGUUUUAAUUUAUAUCACUUCUUUCAUCUGAAAGUGUUUAAAGUAUUCUUCACACGUAUUUUUUUCUUUUGAGAUGCCUAGAAGGAACUUGUGGUUAAUUUAGCACUGAGCAGUUAAAGUUUUUGAUAUUUCCCUUAGCACAGGCUGGCAUGUGCUAAUUUGGAGGUGGUAGCUAACAGACGUGACUUCAUUUAAGUAUUACAUCUUGGAAAGGGAAUAUACUUUGCAGCAGACCAAGCACAUGUGUGACAUGCACUGAACUCUUCUUGUAGCCCACACCCUUAGAGAGAUGCCUUAGGAUCACUGUAAUGGAAUUUAUGCUCUCAAGAAAUUAUUACUUGUGUAAUUUUAUUCAUCCUGUGAUUCAUUCAAUCAAUAAGCUUUUAUUCCAUAAACUUUGCACCCCACACUGUAGUUAAUACCAAAAACUAAAUAGAAGUAAUGGUUUUUGAAAAUUGUGUGAAGCACAGAAAAAUAUUUUUCUUUAUUAAACUCCUCAGUGAUAAGAAAGCCUCUUUCUUUUGGUAAAUGUCACACUUUUUGUUUGGAGAUGUCUACUUUUCCAUGAAAUCAAAUAGCAGUGAAAGCCCUGAAAGAGGCCAGCCUACAAUGGGCUGAAACAGUUGGUAUGGCAAACCCAGGGGAGUGCUUCGUUUCCUUUUUACAGCAGAAUCGGGUUCGUGUCUUUGUGGUUUUCUUUACAUCUUUGGAGUAGUUAUGACUUCUCAGUUUUUCCCCCUUUAAACCGAAUUGCCUGUUCUCUUUUCCAAGCCUAGUAUCAGGUAUCGGUGUGUUGAAUACAUACUGCUUAUGUAUCAGACUUACAUUACUGUCAUUAACAUGAAAAGAAUUACUGCCUUGUGCCCCACGACCU
Propithecus coquereli (Coquerel's sifaka) is the source of this 1857-nucleotide messenger RNA. It is a transcript of the gene MRPS10, whose product is annotated as mitochondrial ribosomal protein S10. NCBI's taxonomy places the organism in Eukaryota, Metazoa, Chordata, Mammalia, Primates, Indriidae. The coding region runs from base 55 to 687 and encodes 210 amino acids. The transcript is spliced from 7 exons. Gene Ontology annotation, cellular component: mitochondrial small ribosomal subunit; mitochondrion. The record is from RefSeq and is a predicted model, not a curated record.